AUGGCAGCCAGCCCUGAAUCGUAUGUAACACCCCAGUACGAAGAAGGAAAGAAUGGCCCACAAUUGCAGGCGCCGCGCUUUACCACACAACCCUCGUCAUCCGGUUCGAUAGUGAGUGAAGGACGCACGAAAAUCCUCCAGUGUCAUGCCUUGGGAUAUCCCCAGCCCACAUAUCGGUGGUUAAAGGAUGGCAUACCAAUUGGCGAUUUCUCUUCCAGCCAAUAUUACCGACUGCAAAAAACUCGUCGUGAGGAUGCCGGCAGCUAUCAGUGCAUAGCAAAAAACGAUGCUGGCUCGAUAUUUAGUGAAAAAAUUGACAUCGAAGUUGCUUAUAUGGGCAUCUUUGAGAGCACUACACUUGGCCAUCUCACGGUGACGUCAGGUCAUCCGGCCAUUUUUGAUUUACCACCCAUCGAAUCGCAACCGCCACCUUCGGUGAUGUGGCAAACGGUUGAAGGUCCGCUGAACUAUGACAUCAAAUAUGCCGUAACAAAAUCGAAUCAAUUGAUAAUACUCAGCGCAGACGAGGACGAUCGCAAAGCAUAUCGCGCUCGUGCCAUAAACACACAGUUGGGCAAGGAGGAGAAUAGCGCUUUCAAACAAUUGAACGUGAGUGGAGAUCCGUAUGUUGAGGUAGCACCUGAAAUUGUUGUACAUCCGCAAGACAUGAAAGUGAAGCGUGGCGAACAAGUGGCCGUAUUGGAAUGUAUCGCGAAUGCGCGACCCCUGCAUGAAUUGGAGACCCUGUGGCUAAAGGAUGGCAUACCCAUUGAGAAUGCUGGUGUGCCGCACACACUCAAUGAUCCUUGGAAUCGUUCGCUAUCCCUGCUUGCUGCUAAUUUAACACAUUCGGGCGAGUAUACGUGUCAGGUGCGGCUACGUAGCGGUGGCUAUGACACAGUAACAGUUAGCGCCAAAGUGGAGGUGUUGGAAGCUCCCACCUUUUUCACACAAAUGCGCACAGAAACGUUUGGUGAAUUUGGUGCACUGGUGACGUUACCAUGUGACGUGGUAGGCGAUCCAAUGCCGGUGAUGAAGUGGUACAAAAAUGCCGAACUCGUCGAUACAAAUGAUGGAAAAUACACACUUCAGGAGGAUAAUUCACUGAUCAUCAAGAAACUUACACUAGAAGAUGCAGCCAUGUUUCAAUGCCUCGCCAGCAAUGAGGCAGGUGAAAAGAGCGCCUACACUUGGUUGCGUGUCAAAUCUGCAAUGGAUAAUCAUGAUAAAGGCUUACUACCACCACCACUCAAAGAAACCGCAACUACUACAACUUCCACUACUAAUUCAAGGCAUAGUGUACGGCGCAUGUCUACAGCUAAUAAUAAUCGACCGAAUGCAAUUCCGGUGCAUUUUGUUGAAGAGUCUAAAUCAUCGUCAUCGCAAGGGUACGUGCGCAGUUUCUUGCAACGCUUCAAGCGUCUAGCACAACCGCGUAUUAUCCAGCGUGUUAGAGCAUCAUCAUCGCAUUCUGGCAUGAGUACUGGCUAUCGCCGCAAGGAUUUUCGCUUUGCUUCUGCGCCUGUGAUGGAGAAACCGCAUUGGAUGGCAAGGACACGACUAUUUGGUGCCGAGCAGUAGAUGCACCAAAUCCCAAUAUCACAUGGAUUUACAACGUUAAUGCGCUCGUGAGAUUGUGAUUAUGAUCAUGACUGUCUCUGUGUCCGCCUUCGCUGACUGCCGUUUAAUUGGUUUUUUGAUACAUACACGCGUAUGGUUUGGUUCGCAAAAAUGCUUGUACCAUUUUAACUACGCUAACAAUAACAAUGCACUGCGUACUGUGCACUAUUCUGUAAAUGCAUCAUUUGGUUUUGCUGCCGCCUCCAACAAACGCUCAUCAUCCGCAUCAUUAUUUUGCCUCCUUUGUGAAUAUUAUCUGUACACAUGGCUGUGAUUUGCAUCAAUAUAAACAACAAUAACAACAACAGAAACACAACUUGUUGAAAUAUCCAGUCGUAUACAAAUUCUCGAAUCGGGUGAUUUAUUAAUGUCGAAUGUACGUGAAACGGACGCUGGCCUUUAUACGUGCGUGCGUUCGAAUGAGGCGGGCACCGUCAAUGGCGAGGCAUAUCUAAGCGUUUUGGUGCGCCUUCCGAACAGCAACCGCUGUGUAACUCUAUGAAUGCAGGCGGCGUCCGACGUAGAUUAUUUUUAAACUAUGGAAAAAUGGAUGUGGAAAGCGAUGAUAGUUUGGAGGAGGGGUAAAAUUCACCAAUUGUUUAUAUGGAAACUGAAAGGAACUCGAAUCUAGCCAUGAUUUUAAUUCACUAGAAGCACACCAAUUUGGUGGCAGUAAAUUUCUCUAGAGGAAAAUCAAUCUACGGAUAGUUAAGUUAUUUGAGAAAAAAAGCGACAGCAAUAAAAAAUUGUUGAAAAUGUAUAUCAAAAUGUAAAUUCUAGAAUGUACUUGUACAAAUGUAUUUAUCAAAUCUUGCAACCAUUGAUGUACUUAUCAAAUCUGAAAAUAAAAGACAGUUUUUCGUUGGCAAUCGA
Messenger RNA from Anastrepha ludens (Mexican fruit fly), 2493 nucleotides. Its product is annotated as protein sidekick-like. Gene Ontology annotation, biological process: homophilic cell-cell adhesion; dendrite self-avoidance; axon guidance. The transcript has 9 exons. Gene Ontology annotation, cellular component: axon; plasma membrane. Lineage: Eukaryota; Metazoa; Arthropoda; Insecta; Diptera; Tephritidae. Gene Ontology annotation, molecular function: cell-cell adhesion mediator activity. The record is from RefSeq and is a predicted model, not a curated record. Bases 1 to 1581 code for a protein of 526 amino acids.